GAUGCUGACGUUGAAGAGAUUCUGCCGAUCGGUAGUGGGUAUGGAUCCUGACCCGUAGGAGUACGACGGGAUCGAGUUCUGGUCCAACCCGGAGCGAGCAGGGUGGCUCACCAAGCAGGGCCUGCACAUCAAGACCUGGCGCCGCCGUUGGUUUGUUCUCAAGCAGGGGAAGCUUCUCUGGUUCGAAGACGACCUUUCCGCCUCCAGGCGGGACGCCGUCCCUCGCGGCGUCGUCCCCGUGGCCAAGUGCCUCACCAUCAAAGGCGCCGAGGACGUCCUCCAGAAGCCCCUGGCUUUCGAGCUCUCGAUCGGAAACGAUGAACCGAUAUAUCUCAUCGCCGAUUCCGAGAAGGAGAAGGAGGAGUGGAUCAAUUCCAUCGGGCGCUCCCUCGUUCAGCACUCCAGAUCUGUCACCGAUUCCGAGGUCGUUGAUUACGACAGCCCGCGAUAGGUUAUUUUAACAAGAUAAUCUGUGCCUAAUGGACGAAUGUGCAAAACGCAUGAGAUGUUGCUCCUUGGUGUGCCAUGCUGACCCUUUGUGAGGUGGUCGUUGUUUGAGAAGUACGUCAAUCUGUUCGUGCUAGCUUUCUUCAUUGUUUUGCUGCCAUCGUAUCAAAUCUGAUGUGAAGGCUGGUGUAAGAAUGUGUUUUGAUCAUCUAGAAUAGGUCUUGUAGUUCAACUAAUGAAGCAAUUGUGCUCUUGUGAAAAUGUAUGUUGUGCCUACUUCCAACUUAAACUGAGAGGCCUUCACAGCUUGAAUGGAUCUAAUAGAAAACAGAUAUACUCUCUCUGUCCCAAUGUAUUUGUUCAGCUGGACAAACUUUGAGUUUCAAUUAAAUAAAAACCGUAAUGUAUUUUAACAUAAAAAUAACUUUAUUGGAUUUAUUGCAUUGAGAAUUUUCAAAAUUUGUCCAUAAUGAUUUCCCUUCACGCCUUUCACCUGUACCCACUAUUGCCUAUUGUAUAUUGAUUGUAUUCACAUCUCUCAAUCGUCUUCUUCUCCACGACAAUGGCAUUUCUCCCCCGGCACAACUCCGCCACCCAUCGCCACCCCUCCUUCCUCCCCCGCUAUCUCAUUCUCUCCGCUUUCGUCUCCCUCGCCAUUCUCCUCCUCUUCGAGGUGGACAGCCUCGUGUCGAAGACGAAGACGAUCGUGGGCCACAACUUGGAGCCGACGCCGUGGCACGUUUUCCCGGCGAAGGAAUUCGACGACGAGUCUACCUACUCCCGGGCCUCGAAGAUCAUCCAAUGCUCCUACCUAACCUGCAGCCGCGCCGCCGAUUCGGCUCCCGGAGGCGGCGGAGCCAGCGAUCCGCCGCCGGCGUGCCCCGAUUUCUACAGGUACAUUUACUACGACCUGGCGCCGUGGGCGAAGACCGGGAUUUCCCGCGCUCACGUGGCGGAGGCGCAGAAGCUCGCGGCGUUCCGGGUCGUGAUCUCGCGGGGGAGGCUCUAUGUGGACUUCUACUUUGCUUGCGUGCAGAGCCGGGCGAUGUUCACCGUCUGGGGAUUCCUCCAGCUGCUCCGGCGGUACCCCGGGAAGGUUCCCGACGUGGAUUUGAUGUUCGAUUGUAUGGACAAGCCGACGGUUAACCGGACGGAGAACGCCGCCAUGCCGCUGCCGCUCUUCCGAUACUGCACCACAUCUCAACAUUUUGACAUUCCUUUCCCGGAUUGGUCUUUCUGGGGCUGGUCAGAGAUUAACAUAGCGCCAUGGGAUGAGGAGUUUAACAGCAUUAAACAGGGAUCGAAAACUCGGAGUUGGGCAAGAAAAUGGCCGGUUGCUUACUGGAAAGGAAAUCCAGACGUUUUUUCACCCGUUCGCACAGAGCUUUUGCAGUGUAAUGACACUAGAAUGUGGAGAGCCCAGAUCUUUCGGCAGGAUUGGCUAGAAGAAGCAAAGACUGGAUUUGAGCAGUCCAAACUGUCCAAUCAGUGCCAGCACCGGUAUAAGAUAUAUGCAGAAGGAUAUGCUUGGUCUGUGAGCUUGAAAUACAUUCUUGCAUGUGGUUGUGUUCCCCUCAUAAUAACGCCGCAGUAUGAAGAUUUCUUUAGCCGCGGUCUUAUUCCCAAGAAGAAUUAUUGGCCAAUCCCCCCCUUUGAUCUAUGCCCGUCUAUCAAAUCGGCCGUUGAGUGGGGUAACGAACAUCCCGUAGAGGCGGGAGAAAUAGGGAAAGCAGCACAAGAGUUGAUGGAAUCUCUAAGCAUGGACAGGGUGUACGACUACAUGUAUCACCUGAUCAAUGAGUACGCGAAGCUUCAAGAUUUCGUUCCGGUGCCGCCGCCGCCGGCCCAAGAGAUGUGCGUGGACUCCGUGCUUUGCUUCGCCGAUCAAAAACAGAGGGAUUUCCUGCGGCGGACAAUCGCCUUCCCUUCCCCGUCGCCGCCCUGCUCUCUCCCCCCUCCGGACAUGAACCUCAUCAACAUGAAUAUGGAAAUGAGAGGAAAGUUUGAUAAUGCAAAUAACAACAAGAAUAAUAAUUAGAGAUUUCAGGGUAGUUUAGCAAAUUUUUUUUUGUAAAUGAAGUUAGUUUUGAGAUUGUAAUUAAGAAGGAAAAAAAGAAUACUUGCAAU
This is a messenger RNA of Cuscuta campestris, 2574 nucleotides long. The record is from the annotation of a GenBank genome assembly. Lineage: Eukaryota; Viridiplantae; Streptophyta; Magnoliopsida; Solanales; Convolvulaceae.